CCAAACCCUAACAACCUAUUUCUCCCCUCCGCCGCUCCCCACAACAAACCCUAAUCCCCAUCCCAAAAUGACCACCCGCUUGAAGAAGAAUCGCAAGAAGCGCGGCCACGUCAGCGCCGGCCACGGUCGUAUCGGCAAGCACCGCAAGCAUCCUGGAGGUCGUGGAAACGCCGGAGGAAUGCACCACCACCGCAUCCUCUUCGACAAGUACCAUCCCGGGUAUUUCGGCAAGGUCGGUAUGCGUUACUUUCACAAGCUCCGUAACAAAUUCUACUGCCCCAUAGUCAACAUCGACAAGCUCUGGUCAAUGGUCCCGGAAGAUGUGAAAGAGAAGGCGACUGGUGAUAAGGCGCCGGUGCUUGAUGUGACGCAAUUGGGCUACUUUAAGGUGCUGGGGAAGGGCUCUGUGACGAAGCCGAUUGUGGUGAAGGCCAAGCUGGUGUCGAAGAUUGCGGAAAAGAAGAUUAAGGAGGCGGGAGGUGCUGUUGUGCUUACUGCUUAGGUUUGGUUGUUUCUGUUUUAAUUAAAAUGGAUUUUAUUGUUUGUAAUGGUUAUUAUGGAUUCUCGCGUUGCGGAAUACUGUUUUUGGAUAAUUUUAUGGUUAAUGGUACUUUUAGUUUUGGAA
Daucus carota subsp. sativus is the source of this 625-nucleotide messenger RNA. RefSeq names its product large ribosomal subunit protein uL15x. The record is from RefSeq and is a predicted model, not a curated record. Gene Ontology annotation, molecular function: structural constituent of ribosome. Gene Ontology annotation, cellular component: ribosome; cytosolic large ribosomal subunit. Gene Ontology annotation, biological process: translation. The coding region runs from base 68 to 502 and encodes 144 amino acids. NCBI's taxonomy places the organism in Eukaryota, Viridiplantae, Streptophyta, Magnoliopsida, Apiales, Apiaceae. The transcript has a single exon.